GACAUCAUAACUAGCCACCACACUGAUUUACGUAACUAGCCAUUACAUAUAGCCAUAAUUAACGUAGCCUACAUUCUUUAAUAGCCUUCAAAUACCUUGUGUCGGGUCGCUCUGUGGACUGGAUGCUUUCUGCUGAGAUGCUGAAGCACAGACGUCGUGUUAUUGUGGUAGGUUAGUUCGGUUUUACAACAGACACACAGUACAGAGUUUCGUGGACACUUUCUGUCGCUGUCUCUGGCCUGUCUCUUCUCUGUCCUCAAACAAAUUCUCGCCGUGACCUUUUGGGGCUCCGUAGACAACCAUGACAACACAGCAAAUGACAAAGUAGAUGAGAUGGAGGAGAGUGCAGCUAAAGCCAAGUGUGAUCCAGUGAAUGAACCUGUCAAAGCUCAACACUCAGAGGAGAAUGAUGAAAGCACAGGAGGAGAGUCUGAAAUCAAGUCUGUACCAUCUGCAGCCAAUGAAAUAGUGAUGCCUGAACUCAUGCUUGUGUUAAUUGGUGACACAAAGACCAUUGAGAUUGGAUCAAAAAACAUCUUACUUGACCAUGAAGAGCAAGUAAAUAUGAUUUCAUCCAAACUGUAUGAUUUGUGUGGCCGGCACAUCUCUGUCAUUAACAUGCUCGGUGUAGAAAACACUGACAAAUUCCCAUUAUAUCAGGGAAUUCAUGCCUUUCUCUUACUGUUACCAAAUGGUCUGCAUAACAGCCAUUACAGUUCAGGAGUGCAGUGGUUAGAAAAAGCUUUUGGGAAAGGAUCACUUGCUUAUUUAAUGACAGUUGUGACUCAUGAGUCAGAUGAAAAAUGUGAAAGUGCAUUGACAGACCUGAAAGCCAACAGCAGUUUUGUUGAAAAACGAUACCAAACAUGUACAAGAAGUAUGAUGGAUGAAAAAGAGAUAAUAGCCCUGCUGGAAAAAGUAGACAUCAUGGUCUCUGAAAAUGAUCCCCACUGCUACAGUAGACUGAUGCGUGAUGGAAAUAAAGAGCAGAAAGAACACCUGGACAACAAAUCCCACGAAGAAGAAAGGAUCGAUUCCUCAGUGUUUCAGCAAAAUCAAACAGUAGAGGAGUUGGAGGAGAAUGCACAUGAAAUCAAGGUAAAGUGCCAUCCAGUGAAUGAACCUGGAGAUGUCGAACACUCAGAAAAGAAUGACGACAGCAGAACAGUGGGAGGAGAAACUGAAAUCAAGUCUGUAAUACCAUCUGCAACCACUGAGAAAGGAGCGGCUGAUGAAGCUGAAGAAGUCAACAAUGAAAGCAGCAGUAAUAUGAGUGAGCGGUCCAUGGGGGAGAGUGAUGCAGUGAAGGACGCAAGUCCAACAUCUCCCACUGUUUCAACAGUGACCAAAGAACUAGACGAGCUGGAGGAGAGUGCAGCUACAUCAGAGGUAAAGUAUGAUCCAGUGAAUGAUCCUGGUGAUGUUGAACACUCAGAGAGGAAUGACGACAACAUAACAGGCAGAGAAUCUGAAACCAAGUCUGUACCAUCUGCAGCCAACAAGAAAGGUACCUUAGAUAUGGAUAUGAGUGGAAACAAGGAUAAGCAGUCAGUGAAGAUGUCUGAAGAGAUCAACAGGAAGAAACAAUAUCAAAGAGAAACUGAAAGGCUGCUUGGCAGACUUCACCUUCAAGACAAACAUCAAGACAAGUUGUCACCAGUAGAUUUUCUUAGAAUAGGUCCACCUGUGAAACAGGACCAUGACACAUCUGAGAAAGAACUAGCUCAUACUUUUCUUCAGAGGUUGAUGAUGUUAGACCACAGAGCCAGAUAUAUUCCUGUAAGACAAGACAGUCCUGAGGUGAGCCAGUCAAAGCCUGUUCCAGAGUUUGACACUGUUGAGACAGACGACGAUGACUUUUUAGAUGCUUUUUACAGCACCAGUGUAGACUCUGAUCAACCAAAACAGACUCAUGUGCAUCCUAUGGACGUUCAAAUGGCAGUAUUUCACUGCUCAGACAGUUUCCUUAAGCAGAACAUGAUUACAAAGCUAUCACAAUGUCAGUACGCCUUACCUUUGCUUGUUCCUGACCCAGUCACAAUGGAAAUUGACUGUCCUCUGUGGACAUUCAGACAAAUAAUAAAAACAUGGAAGAUAACUCAAAUCAAAGAUAAUUCAGACAUUGUCCCCAUGAAGACUAUGCCCAUCUGCAAAGCUGAGACACCCAUGGUGUCAUUUUUCCGCCUGGGUUCACCAUCACUGUCUAAAUCUCAGCUGAUGAACACUUUGAUCAACGACCGUCACAGCACCUUCUUCCACAGAAACUGCCCAGGUAGCACCAAGUCUCGCUAUCUGAUGGAUGGUGUGGCAGAGAUCGCCUGGUACUGCCCUGCUGGAAAACCCAGUGAUGCCUUCACUGAUUGCACUGCCUUCUGUAAUCUUCAUGGUGAUGCUCUGUCGAUUGAAAAACAGCGUGACAUACUGAUGGAAAAAUCUUCAGUCAAUAUUGUUCUUGUAUCAACUCAGGAAAAAGAUGACAAAAGUACUGCAGUUAUCUCAGACCUGUACAAGUCUCAAAAGCCCCUCAUUUGUCUCAUUGUUGAUAGUGAUUGUGGUGCAGUUCAGAUGAAAAAGGGAAAAUACAAAAUGGGUCUAAAAGACAGAAGCCACUCAGAUGUUUCUGAAGAACUGAUAGGAAUCAUUGCAAACAUUUUGUCUGGACCACAUGCAUCCUUCCAGCUAGAAACCAUGGCUGAGGUCUCUGGAAUCAGAGUGGAUGAAGAUGACAAAGUCUGCCAAAAAGGGAAAUCUGCUGCUAUGAAAAUAGUGAAUUUGCUUCAGGGGAUGGAUGUCUCAAAGAUCAAAGAUACAUUUCUCCCUUGUCAAGGCCAACUGUGGCACGAUUGGUGCAGAAUAAACAAAGAACUGUAUCACCUCAAAGGACACAUUGAGAAUGAGAAAUGUAAAAAGCAACAGGAAUUAAAACAAAUACGACAAGCUCAAUGCACUGCUUCCUGUAGCGAGCUGAUGAAGUUGUUCAUUGAAAGCCUCUCAUCUUUGCCAUCAACAGACAAAGAAUUUUUCCUGAAAUGGACUCAGAUCUUAAUAGAUUCGCUCUCCACAGAUGGUCUCUCUCUUAUUCUCCAAAGCUAUGAUGAAAAGUGGUCUGAGGUCUUGGCUUUGAAGAAGAAGCAUGACAAAUCUGAUCAGCUAAAAAAGAAACAAACUGAGCUCAAUCAAAUAUCAACAAAGCUACAGUCAGCAACUUUUGGCUUGGAGCACAUCUUUAGAGAAAUGGGACAGAUCUAUGAAGCCCAUGCAACUCUGCAGGAACGAACAAAGAGGGGACAGACUGACUGGUCUAAAUACCCUGAGCUGGCUGCAGAGCUGAUGAUAUCAGGACACCCAAUGGAGCUGAUGGAUGGUGAUGCAGGUCAUGUGCCUUUAACAUGGAUCUCUAGUCUUUUAGAUGAAGUCAUCAAGAAACUGGGCGACAAGAGAGUUUUUGUUUUGUCAAUUUUAGGCGUACAAAGCAGUGGAAAAUCCACAAUGCUGAAUGCCAUGUUUGGAUUACAGUUUGCAGUGAGUGCUGGCAGGUGCACCAGGGGUGCCUUCAUGCAGCUGGUUAAAGUGUCAGAGGAGAUCAAGGCAGACUUUCAGUUUGACUACAUUCUGGUGGUGGACACUGAAGGACUGCGUGCUCUUGAGUUGGAAGGUAACGCCACUCUUCACCACGACAAUGAACUGGCAACAUUUGUUGUUGGUCUGGGAAACACGACAUUGAUCAACAUCUUUGGAGAGAAUCCAGCUGAGAUGCAAGAUGUUCUGCAGAUUGUUGUUCAGGCUUUCAUGAGGAUGAAGAAAGUUAAACUUUCUCCAAGUUGUGUGUUUGUUCACCAGAAUGUUACAGAUAUUGCAGCUGCAGAGAAAAACAUGGAUGGAAAGAGACGCCUGCAAGAAAAACUUGACCAGAUGGCCAAACUAGCAGCCAAAGAGGAGGUGUGUGAUGCAGAGUGCUUCAAUGACGUCAUUGCAUUUGAUGCGCAGAAGGAUGUGAAAUACUUUGCCCAACUAUGGGAGGGAAGUCCACCUAUGGCUCCUCCAAAUCCAGGUUAUAGUGAGAGCAUCCAAGAGCUGAAGAGCAUCAUCCUCUCUAAAGCUUCACAGUCUGCUGGGAUUACUCUCUCACAGUUCAAAACUAAAAUUCAGGACUUGUGGAAUGCCCUGUUGAACGAAAACUUUGUUUUCAGUUUCAAAAACACACUUGAAAUUGCAGUGUACAGAAAACUUGAGGUCCAGUAUGGGAACUGGACCUGGGCCCUGAGGAGCAACAUGUUGACCGUUGAAAACCAGCUUUAUACCAGAAUUGAAAAUGGAAAACUUGACAAGGUCGAGCUCAGUUAUCUUUCUGAAGAAAUGAGCAAAACAUAUGGAGAAAUCAAAAAAGGUAUGACAACGUACUUUGAUGACGACAGAGACAAAGAAAUGUUGGUUCAGUGGCGCGGCCGAUUUGAGAUCAAAAUCAAGGAGUUUCAUGAUGAACACGUGAGAGGAGUUAAAAGAAAACUGGAUGAAGUUAUCCAGCAGAAGAAUGCUCGUAAAAAGCUAGAUGAUAAAAAGACAGAGUUUGAGAAGAAGCUGCUACAAAAGAGCAAAGAGCUCGCUCAUCAGUUAAAAGACAAGGCAAAAGAUGAAGAGGAACUUAAAAAGCACUUCGACUCUGUCUGGAGUGGCUGGGUUAGUGAAGUAACUGCAGAGACAAAACCUAUUGAUGAUAUCAACUUGAAAGAUGGUCAGUCAACUAUCCUUCAUGAGCUUGGUUUUGAAUUGUCUCUUAUACAUGAAUCCAAAAGCAGUGACAGCUACAAACACAUAUCAGAGGUUGGCGAUUACAGUCAUUAUGUAUCCUUCAUCAAGCAGCAAGAGCUCUGUGAGGGGAGCACAAGACAGAAAAGUCAACUAAAGAAAGUCACUGAAGUGGUUUCAGAAAUGAAACAUCAUUAUUAUUUUCAGCAUGAAGAACAGCAACUGAUCAGAUCCCUCAUUGACGAUGUUGAAAAACUGUCCCUUGAUGCAAUCAAAAGCAAGCCUGUAGCUGCAAGAGGCUACAGUCCAACUUACUUGCUUGAAGUGGCCAACGGUGUAAAAGAAAAAGUGACAGAGUUUGAAUCGAAGAGGAAAUAUGCUCUGAAGAAGGAGUUCACAGUUGAUCUCUUACUGUAUGUGUUUCAGAGAGCAGAGUGGUGGCUUUCAGAGUCCCACAAGAAAUUCAAAAUGAACAACGACGCACUCACUUAUUUAGAAACCAAGAAAAUGCAAUAUUACAACGUUUUCAGAAGUUUCUGCAAAGGAAGCUCAUCUGCUGUUGUGCUUGGAGAACUGAUCUGUGAAAAACUGAAGGUUUCCACUGUUGAGGCUGUCUGUAACAAGACUGCCAUUGAUCUCGCUGGAGAGAUGAAGUGCAAUUUCCCAGCAUUCAAUGGGAACAGGCUGAACUUGGAGAAACAUGUGUUGAAGUCGUUGGCAGAGAAAGAGGACUUUGAUGGUUUCAUCACCUACAUCCGAGACCCAAGGAAGCAAGCAGAGACUUUCAUAAAAGAGGAAGUAAAGAAAUACAUCGACACAAAAAACAAAGAAGCACAGAAUAUUCUCCAGAAAAAUGUUGAAGAAAUCAGUAAGUUUGUGAGUCGAGCUUUAUUUACUGCAACAGCGCAAGUUACAACUCUGAGAGGAGACACAGACAUGUGGGUGGAGGAAGUUUCCAGUUUGCUAAAAGAUGAGCUAACAUUUGACACCAUCUGUUGUCAAAACUUCAGUGACAUAAACAAUUUUGACUUUCUUAAAGAAGAGAUAGAGAAAGGUCUUGUUUCCAUCAUGGAGGAAGUAAGCAGCCUCUCACUGGAUAAGAUGAAGGAAUUCAGGAUGAAGCCAGAUCAAAUCCUCAUCGAUCAGCUGUGUAAGUGCUGCUGGGUAACGUGUCCAUUCUGUGCAGCUGUUUGUACCAACACCCUGGAAGAUCACAGUCCUGAUGACCAUAACGUGCCUUUUCAUCGAUCUCCUGCAGUCAGUGGUAUGCACUACAAAAACACAGUGGAGCUGAGUGUUGACUUCUGCACAACAAAAGUUGCAAGUGAUGGAAGUUUUUACCCUCAUCACGAUUCAGAGAAGCUCAUUCCCUUUAAACAGUACCGAACUGCCGGCCCAAGGUAUGCUAACUGGAGAAUUACCGCUGAUACGUCUCAGCUGAAAUAUUGGACAUGGUUUGUGUGUCGAUUUCAGAAGCAACUGGAAGACCACUAUAAAUUAAAAUUCGAGGGCAGAGGAAAGAUUCCCAGCCAGUGGAAAGCACACUCUAAAGAAGAAGCUAUUAAAAGUCUGGAUGAAAUGUUCGGCCUGUGAGUGAACCAACACAACUACAGCCGGCUGAAAAUCCUGAUACUUGUUUUCGCUACUUUUACUGAUUUUAUCAUUGAAAGGUGAAUUGGUCUGCGAGUAAUAGAUGUGGACAAUCACUGAAUCAUUACAAACUACAGGCGAAUAGUUUUUAAGAGAGAGAAAGGACUGAUGAAAUUGUUGCAUGUAAUGAUGGAUAUUUUUAAGUCUUAUUAAAUCAAAAUACAUGAAAUGGGGGGGGGGGGGCUGAGAGACAGAAAUGAUAAACCUUUAUACAAUAAGGAAUGGAAGACAUAUUUCGUUGUACCUGUUUGACUAAUUUCUAAAAAUCAGUAUUGUCUGUUUGUAUUCUUGUAGGUCUUAAAUCUCUACAUCAUUUUAAAUUGAGUCAUGUUAAAGAAGACAUCGACCAUAACUGAUGAUGGAUGCUUUAUGUUUCUGAAGUAUCUGAAGUGUUCAGCUGUGUUUUGUUUUUCUCAUUUCAACCAAUAUGCUGUUAAAUCCACGAGCAUGAGUUUUGCUGUUUUGUUUAUUUGGAAUCUCGGUGUGUGCUUUACUGAUGUAAACAACGUAAGUCGUAGAGAAGAAGCCUGUUGAGUUCAACCUCUCCUGUUAUUAACGAGCAUAAAGAGUUAUAAUAAACAUUACUACUUCA
Siniperca chuatsi (mandarin fish) is the source of this 6988-nucleotide messenger RNA. RefSeq names its product interferon-induced very large GTPase 1-like. The transcript is spliced from 11 exons. The record is from RefSeq and is a predicted model, not a curated record. Bases 334 to 6339 code for a protein of 2001 amino acids. Gene Ontology annotation, molecular function: GTP binding. Lineage: Eukaryota; Metazoa; Chordata; Actinopteri; Centrarchiformes; Sinipercidae.